ACUAGAAAAUUUGUUUUCAAGCAAUACUGAAUCUACGUUUAUCAUGACGUUUGUCAAAUAUACAUAACAUUAACAAUAAAUUAACGUACCUAACCUAAUUUUUAGAAACAAAUCGCGAAUAACUUAGAAAUAUGAACACAAUAGUGAAAGGAAUAUGCAGUACACCGCAAAUAAUUAUAAGUCGUUCAUUGAGUUGUUCAUCAGCAUUGUAUCUCAAACAGUGGCGAAUUGAACAGGGUUUAUCAGCCAAUCGUACUGCAGAAGGUAUACUCACUGAUGGGCCAGAUUACACCUUUUUAGAUGGAAGACCGACACCGUUAUUGCAAAAACAGAAAAAACGCAUGUUGAAGCAUCAAGAAUACGCAAGCAAAAUUGUUACAUUAUGCUCCGAACUAGAUUUUGCUAAACAAAGACACCAAAAUAUGUUAAAAGCAAAGGAAGAUGAGAGGAAGGCAAUCAUAAGUAAUAGGCUUAAGCCGAAAGGAAAAGCUCUGUUGAAAAAAUAACUUAUAAUUUUAAAUUAACUGUGUAGUUCUUCUCAUGUUGUUUAGUAAUAAAGUACUAUAGUUGA
Melitaea cinxia (Glanville fritillary) is the source of this 571-nucleotide messenger RNA. RefSeq names its product 39S ribosomal protein L52, mitochondrial (gene mRpL52). Gene Ontology annotation, biological process: mitochondrial translation. The transcript is spliced from 3 exons. The record is from RefSeq and is a predicted model, not a curated record. Gene Ontology annotation, cellular component: mitochondrial large ribosomal subunit. Gene Ontology annotation, molecular function: structural constituent of ribosome. NCBI's taxonomy places the organism in Eukaryota, Metazoa, Arthropoda, Insecta, Lepidoptera, Nymphalidae. Bases 132 to 506 code for a protein of 124 amino acids.